This is a messenger RNA of Drosophila willistoni, 1869 nucleotides long. RefSeq names its product golgin-84 (gene Golgin84). The transcript is spliced from 2 exons. The record is from RefSeq and is a predicted model, not a curated record. The coding region runs from base 118 to 1662 and encodes 514 amino acids. Gene Ontology annotation, cellular component: Golgi cisterna; Golgi membrane. Gene Ontology annotation, biological process: retrograde transport, vesicle recycling within Golgi; Golgi organization. NCBI's taxonomy places the organism in Eukaryota, Metazoa, Arthropoda, Insecta, Diptera, Drosophilidae.
CACUAAUAAAUCUCCAUCACAACAAAACAACAAGAAAAAACACAACAGUAAUUUUCCACGUAUUAAAAAUUUUCUCAGCAUAUAAAUUUCAAAGCUGCUGCUGCUGAGCAUCUCAUCAUGUCGUCCUGGAUCACUGGACUGGCAGAUAAAGCCGAGAACAUAUUGAAUAAAAUUGAUCAAAAUGCUGCCACAGCAUUGCAAACGGACUCUCCAUCUGCUGCGAUGACCAGCAGCAUCUCCAGCACCCAAUCUUUGAAGACCACCCUAUCGCCAGCAAAGCGUCCGUUUGUUACUAACAGCGCAUCCAGUGUUAAAAGCGAAGGCUCUCCAGUCGUGACCAAGGAGUUGCGUACAAAGCUGCCAACGUCAGCGAGUUUCUCCACUUACUCCAAUCCAGAUACUGUGACCAGUGCAAUGGAUACUCACGAAUUGGCCGCUUUUAAAAUAGCUCUUAGCGAGAUCACAGCCGAGCGGGAUGAAUUGCGUCUACGUUUGGAAGCUCUGAAUCGUGAUAGCGAGAAUUUCGCUCUUCAGCAACGAAGCCAAGAGUUGGAAACUCUGUCUAAAACUCUGUCCGAUGAACGGGACAAGGCCGUCCACGAUCUGAACCAGGCUCAGUCGGCACACAUGGCUUAUGUUCAUUCCAUAUCCGAACUGGAAACGAAUCUGGCUAAAUUACAGCAGGAAUACAUGAACACCGCCCACAAGUUGCAAAUGCAAACCAAAGAGACAGAACAACAGCGGAUGGAACUCCAGGAAUAUCGGUCUAAAGCUCAGCGUGCCCUUCAGGUCAAAGAUAAUCUUAUAGCCGAACUAAAGGCCAAACCUCAGGAUAGAAAUAGCGAACUGGACCCACCCACUACUAGUGAAACACGUUUCUUGGAAAUGGAACAAAAUGCUCUAAAGCAAGAACUACAGCACAAUAACGAGGAAUUGCAACGUUUACGUCUUCAAUUGGAGGAUCAAAUCAGCCAGACGAGGCAAUACGAGUUCGAAUUAAGCACAGCUUGCCAACGCGAAGAAUUACUGGCCAAGGAGCUAAGUCAGUCACGCGACUCGAAUGUAUCACAUGAACUAGAACAUCGUUUGCUUAGUCAAGAGUUAAACUCAUCUAUAUCAACGCUCAAACAAAAGUUAAGCCAACAAACGGCGGUCACAGCGGAGCGGGAGCAACAGGUGCAACAACUACGCAAGCGCCUAAACGAAGGAGGACAUCAGACAAAUGUUAAAAUUGACUAUGAGAGCCGUCUGCAGGCACUAACCGAAUCGCUGGUCGAACGUCAAAGUCUGCUCGAACGGGUGACUGGUGAAAGAAAUGCCCUGAGGCUCCAGUACGAAAAAAUGCAUAACCAAUUGCAACAGAAUGCCCACAUGGUAGAUAUGGAGCACCAAAAGGGCAACACAAAUUCACGGAACAAUGCUCUACUCUUGAAUAGCACAGAUGAUGUUAAAGCUCAAUUUCCGACUCUAAUGCAUCCCAGUCCAUUUGAUAACCGAGUGGCACGACGAUUUAAACGUGCUCUACGUCAGGCUGAUUCCAUGGGUAUCCGUGUGGGUACAUUUUUACGUCGUUAUCCCAUGAUGCGCAUCUCUGUAAUUCUUUAUGUUGCUCUCUUACAUCUUUGGGUUAUGUUUGUCUUACUAUCCACUACGCCCAAUUAAAUAACUUUAAUUUGAGCAAAAGUUUUCUUGAUUUUAUUUUGCAACCAUUUCGUUAUAUUACUAUAUUUUACAUACAUUCAAAUAUGUAUUUUUAUCUAUUGUAUUUUAUGUUUAUACGUAUGUGUAUUGUGUAUCAUCUUUCUAGCUAGAUAUAUAAUUUCUAAAUUCAAUAAACAUCAGCUAUAAGCUAUAUGUACAAUAAGUUGA